AUGGAUCUCCUCGCGCGGGCGACGCGCGCGCGACAGCGCGUCCUCGCGGUGUUCAACGCGCGGCAGUCGGACUUCGAGAGCCUGCGCGCGUGGAACGAUCACCUCGAGCGGGUGGAGGAAUUGAUCUUCAACCUCACGGAGGGCGUCGACGCGAGCGCGACGGAGAGCGCGAUCGCGGAGCACAAGCGACGGAACGCGAGCGAGAUCGCGCGGUACGCGGCGCGCGCGCGAGACGAGGGACGCGCGGCGAUGGGGGAGACGGCGGAGGCGAUGGACGCGGGGGAGGGGUACGCGCCGGAGACGGCGAACGGAGACGUCGUCGCGCAGCCGGUGCCGACGAGCGCGGUGCGACGAGGGUUGGAGAAAACGAGCUUGGAUUACGAUGAAAACACAGAGGAGGGAAGGAAGGCGCGGGCGGCGGCGAUCGCGAGGGCGUGCGGGUUCGACGGGCGAGCGGUGGCGAAGGCGCGGUGUCUGCGAGAGGCGUUCGCGACGAUUUGGGCGUAG
Messenger RNA from Ostreococcus lucimarinus CCE9901, 507 nucleotides. RefSeq lists its product with no specific name. Gene Ontology annotation, biological process: DNA repair; regulation of transcription by RNA polymerase II; regulation of cyclin-dependent protein serine/threonine kinase activity. The coding region runs from base 1 to 507 and encodes 168 amino acids. Lineage: Eukaryota; Viridiplantae; Chlorophyta; Mamiellophyceae; Mamiellales; Bathycoccaceae. Gene Ontology annotation, cellular component: transcription factor TFIIH holo complex. The record is from RefSeq and is a predicted model, not a curated record. The transcript has a single exon.